CCACCCACUAAACGCGCAAAAGGUGAAACCGCGUCGUUUCUCUCCGCCUUUCCCCCCUUCUUUCUUUUUCCUUUUUAUCCCCUCUGCAAUCUCCGGCGGUGUUGUGGAGAAUCUCUUCCGGGGAGCGUAACCCUUCCGGCCGUCUUCUCAGUCUUACCCGCCCUGCCCCGACGAUCCUCUUCACUGGGUCUCUCGCGCGUCGAGGCCAUCCAGAAAAAGGGCGAAUUGACGCGAGGAAAUGAGGGAUGUUCUCGUGGCUGGCGAAAUUUGCGGCGGCCUGCAUCCGGCCGGUCCUUCGCUACGCGCGUUCGAGCAAGGAUGAGGAGGAUCGCGGCGAUGCGCUCCUGUGGUAUCGGGACCUAUGCCGGCACUCCGCGGGGGAGUUCUCUUUCGCGGUUGUCCAGGCGAACGAGUGUAUCGAGGACCACAGCCAGGUUGAGACCGGCUCGGCAGGGACAUUCGUCGGGGUAUAUGACGGGCACGGCGGCCCGGAUGCCUCCCUCUUCAUAUCGGAUCACUUAUUCGCCCAUCUAAUGAGAAUUGCUCAGGAGAAUGGUACAAUAAGUGAACAUGUUAUUCGAAGUGCAUUUUCUGCUACCGAAGCUGGAUUUCUUACACAUGUUCGCCAAAGCAUGGAAAUAAAACCAUCAAUUUCAACCACUGGAUCUUGUUGUCUAGUUGGUCUUAUAUGGGAUGGAACAUUAUAUGUCGCAAAUCUUGGUGAUUCUCGGGCAGUUGUAGGUUGUUUAGGUAGAUCUGGUAAUAUCAUUGCUGAACAAUUGACUAGAGACCACAAUGCGAGCAUGGAGGAAGUUAGACAAGAGCUAAGAUCCUUGCAUCCUGAUGAUUCACAGAUUGUUGUUCUAAAGCAUGGGGUGUGGCGCAUCAAAGGCAUCAUUCAGGUGUCAAGGUCUAUUGGGGAUGCAUAUCUUAAGAGGCCAGAGUUUAUUAUUGAUCCAUCAGUCUCUCGCUUCCGGCUUCCAGAGCCGCUCCGCCGGCCUGUAUUGUCUGCUGAACCUUCCAUUUUUACCCGGGCGAUACGUUCUCAAGAUAAAUUUGUCAUCUUUGCUUCUGAUGGCCUCUGGGAACACUUGACCAAUCAGGAAGCUGUUGAAAUUGUGCAGGCAUCCCCGCGAAAAGGAAUUGCAAGGAAGCUUGUGAGAACAGCUUUGCAAAUUGCGGCUAGAAAGAGGGAAAUGAGGUAUCCAGAUUUAAAAAGGGUUGAUAAAGGCAUUCGGCGCUUCUUUCACGAUGAUAUAACGGUGGUGGUGUUAUUCAUAGACCAUGAGUUGCUUGGAAAAACUGUUGCCUUACCUGCUCUCUCGUUGAGAGGAUUUAUUGAUACCGUUAGAUCCUCAGAUUUCUGUGUCAUGGAAGGAAUUAAUAAGCAUGACAAUCAUCUUUGAGAGCUUUAGAGAAGCUGAUAGCUUACAAGGCUCCUUUUGCAUGGUUUGUAUCUAUUCCAUUCCUACUUUAAUCUAAGGGAUGCCCCCCAUGUGCUCGUGUUCAUCCUACUGCGUACUUUUGUUAAUGAUAGUCUUUACGUUUCAUA
Molecule: messenger RNA, 1552 nt
Organism: Nymphaea colorata (pocket water lily)
Lineage: Eukaryota; Viridiplantae; Streptophyta; Magnoliopsida; Nymphaeales; Nymphaeaceae
Product: probable protein phosphatase 2C 25
Exons: 4
Coding region: 246-1406 (386 amino acids)
Biological process (GO): protein dephosphorylation
Molecular function (GO): protein serine/threonine phosphatase activity; cation binding
Source: RefSeq, a predicted model, not a curated record